Uranotaenia lowii is the source of this 2011-nucleotide messenger RNA. It is a transcript of the gene Ufsp1, whose product is annotated as probable Ufm1-specific protease 1. The record is from RefSeq and is a predicted model, not a curated record. NCBI's taxonomy places the organism in Eukaryota, Metazoa, Arthropoda, Insecta, Diptera, Culicidae. The transcript has 2 exons. The coding region runs from base 233 to 892 and encodes 219 amino acids.
CGUUUGGAAAAGUGGCAGAAAUCAUUCGAGUGAAAUUAGUUUUGUCAGAAUCUUGGAGGCGUGUGGUUUGGAAGACGUUUUUCAAAUUCCAAAUUUGAUUUUGCUAACCAAUUAGCACUCUCAGCUGACAGCUUUGAAGCUUAAAUUUAUGUGUGAUAUAAUUCUUUGAGCAGAACUCCUCAGUAAAAGGCAUCAAAUCGUCUCCAGUUUCAACCCAGGGCGAUACGCAGAAAUGGAGCACAAGGACUUGUUACUCAACGUGCACAGCAACCUGGAACCACCUAAGCCUGAUGGAAGCACCUAUUUGAUGAAAGGCAACUAUCAGUACUAUCACUACGGAUGUGACGGAUUUCAGGAUGUGGGAUGGGGAUGUGGUUAUCGAACGUUGCAAUCGAUCUGCUCCUGGAUAAUCAUGAACAAUAACCUAACGAAAGAGGUGCCCAAUAUUCCGACUAUUCAGCAGACGCUGGUGGAAAUCAAGGAUAAGCCAGAACGGUUUUUCGGUUCCCGGGAAUGGAUCGGUACGCUGGAGGCCAUUUACGUGAUUGACACUCUGUUUGACGUUUCAUGCAAGGUGAUCCACAUUUCCAAAAAGGACAGCAUUGCCAAGCACAGCGACACGUUGAAAGAAUAUUUCGAAACGUACGGCGGACUGAUCAUGAUGGGAGGAGAUAUGGACGCCGCGUCGAAGGGAAUUGCCGGAAUCCACCUCAGCGCUGACCAAGAUGUCUAUCUUCUGGUUGUCGAUCCCCAUUUUGUUGGUAAGAUUAAAACCAAGGAAGAACUUUGCACGAAAACUUAUGUAAAGUGGCAAAAGGUUGACGAGUUUGUUGACAGUUCAUUCUACAACCUUUGUCUUCCCAUCAUCAAAGCCAACACAAAUGGCGUUUAAUGCCAGAUAGUAAGUGAUGUAAUCCAAAGCUUAACAUUCAAAAUAUCGAAGCGUAUCGUAUACUCGUAUAUCAUGAAUCUAGAAAAAAAAACCUGCAUAAUCGAACUCCAAUGUGCACGUAACACCGCGGAUCACACCUAAAUUUAACAAUACAAAAACGCUCAAUUUUGUAAAUCGGAAUUGGAAUGAUCCGACAUUGAGUACGUCAAACAGUUUCUAUAUUCAUAUACCCUUUUUGGAUAUUUGAUCAUAUUUUAGCGAAAUUUAUCGGUAUUCAUCGCAAUAACAUUCGACGUACAAUUAGACAAUUAGACUAGUUUAAAUGCAUUCUUGAUAUUUAUGUACAUUCUAUAGGGUGAAAAAAGCAGAAACAUUUAUUUAUGUUAGAAUGUAGAGAAAUCUAUUUUGAUGUUACUAAUCAAAAUUAUCUUCAACAAGAAGUAGAUACAUAUAUUGAGAUAGUUUCAACGCUUAAUGUUGAAUGUAGGGACAAGUUCAUAAAUGUGUGAUUUCAUCAUACCAAACGGUCAUAACUCGAAACAUAUAUUCAACAAGGGCCCACAUACGCUGAAGUCGCUUGACAAACAAGAGCCAUAAAUAUCGCAUCAGUAAGGUUUUUUUUUCAAAACUAGCAUGUCUAGCUCGGAACGCCAAAACACUUGGUUGAAUGUGGAACUACGCUUGUCAAACGGUUUUAACGGAUUUUAAUUUUAAGCAUUGAUGUUCAUAAAUUGGAGGCAUAAUAUUGUAUUAACCCAGUAAAAGCAUUUAGAAACACAAUGAAUUGAUGAAGCACAACAACCCGUGUGAAGCAUCGAAGAAAAUCUUCUAGUCUGCGAAUCGGCUCUAAAAAUGCUGACUAUAAAAAAAAUAAUACCCACUGCCGUUUACGUUGAGAAAUGUGGUUUCGUAGUACAAUUUUAAUACUCUUCGAUCAUUAUACAUACUAUUUAGUGUGUUGAUUUUUUUUUAACUUGGAAACAAAUAUUUGUUAUUGAUAUUUGUCAGAUAUUAAUCUCCGAAACGGUAUCAUUUGUUUGUGCUGUAAUAGUUGAUUAUUUGUAGAUAUAUUUAUUGUAUUGUUAAUUUUCGCAAGAAAUACAUUUUCAUAUAUGUUCA